Messenger RNA from Cercocebus atys (sooty mangabey), 2210 nucleotides. RefSeq names its product recombination signal binding protein for immunoglobulin kappa J region-like (gene RBPJL). The record is from RefSeq and is a predicted model, not a curated record. Gene Ontology annotation, cellular component: nucleus. NCBI's taxonomy places the organism in Eukaryota, Metazoa, Chordata, Mammalia, Primates, Cercopithecidae. Gene Ontology annotation, biological process: regulation of transcription by RNA polymerase II. Bases 156 to 2006 code for a protein of 616 amino acids. Gene Ontology annotation, molecular function: RNA polymerase II cis-regulatory region sequence-specific DNA binding; DNA-binding transcription activator activity, RNA polymerase II-specific. The transcript is spliced from 11 exons.
UAAGGCCUGGACAGGAUAUAUCCCGCGCAGGAGCUAGGGAGCAGGGGUGUGCAGGGUUCCAGCCACAGCAGCACUGGACUCGUCCGGGGGUGACGAGUGAGCAGCUGGGGCCCCGUAGAGUCGCCACGGACACUGCAGGGGCAGCAGACCCCUCAAUGCCUCCCAACCCUUUGACUCACCUGAGCCUGCCGGACAGAUCAGAGAUGCAACUGCAGAGCGAAGCCGACAGGCGGAGCCUCCCGGGCACUUGGACCAGGUCAUCCCCAGAGCACACCACCAUUCUGAGGGGAGGCGUGCGCAGGUGCCUGCAGCAACAGUGUGAACAGACUGUGCGGAUCGUGCAUGCCAAGGUGGCCCAGAAAUCGUACGGAAAUGAGAAGCGGUUCUUCUGCCCCCCGCCCUGUGUCUACCUCUCAGGGCCCGGAUGGAGGGUGAAGCCAGGGCAGGACCAAGCUCACCAGGCCGGGGAGACGGGGCCCACGGUCUGCGGUUACAUGGGACUGGACAGCGCGUCUGGCAGCGCCGCUGAGACACAGAAGCUGAAUUUCGAGCAGCAGCCAGACUCCAGGGUGAGAGCGCACGGGAAGGGGUCCGAUUCCUGCUCCCAUCCCUGCCUCUCCUGGGAAAGGAGGUCUCCUUUAUCACUCCCUUCCGAAAGCCAAGAGAUAGGUGGGGAGACCGGGAGGCCACGGUCCUGCCUUAAGGCAGAGCCUGAGAGUCUGGAUGGUGGAGCUUCUGGUCACCUCCGACGGGGCGGACGUCCGAUAUCUGGGAGAGGUUGGUUCAUCCGACAGGGGAGGGCUGGGAUGAGACGGCCCUAUCCCCGCGAGCCCCCUAGGAAUUCGGCUGCGCCAAGACCCUGUACAUCUCAGAUGCAGACAAGAGGAAGCACUUCCGGCUGGUGCUGCGGCUGGUGCUGCGCGGGGGCCGGGAACUGGGAACCUUCCACAGCCGCCUCAUCAAGGUCAUCUCGAAGCCCUCGCAGAAAAAGCAGUCGCUCAAAAACACCGAUCGUGAGCAGGGCGGGGCCUGAUGCGGGAGGUGCAUCCAAGCCCAGAGCAGCUACCCCAGUGUGCAUAUCCUCCGGCUCAAAGGUCUCCCUCUUCAACCGCCUGCGCUCUCAGACAGUCUCCACACGCUACCUCUCUGUGGAGGACGGGGCCUUUGUGGCCAGUGCGCGACAGUGGGCUGCCUUCACACUCCACCUGGCUGAUGGGCAUUCUUCCCAAGGAGACUUCCCACCGCGAGAGGGCUACGUUCGCUAUGGCUCCCUGGUGCAGCUCGUCUGCACGCUCACCGGCAUCACUCUACCUCCCAUGAUCAUUCGUAAAGUAGCCAAACAGUGUGCGCUCCUUGAUGUGGAUGAGCCCAUCUCCCAGCUGCACAAGUGUGCAUUGCAGUUUCCUGGCAGUCCCCCAGGAGGGGGUGGCACCUACUUAUGCCUUGCCACAGAGAAGGUGGUGCAAUUUCAGGCUUCUCCCUGCCCCAAGGAGGCGAACAGGGCUCUGCUUAAUGACAGCUCUUGCUGGACCAUCAUCGGCACCGAGUCGGUGGAAUUUUCCUUCAGCACCAGUCUGGCGUGUACCCUGGAACCGGUCACUCCGGUGCCUCUCAUCAGCACCCUAGAGCUGAGUGGCGGGGGCGACGUGGCCACGCUGGAGCUCCACGGAGAGAACUUCCAUGCGGGGCUCAAGGUGUGGUUUGGGGACGUGGAGGCGGAAACCAUGUACAGGAGCCCGCGGUCCCUGGUGUGCGUGGUGCCGGACGUGGCGGCCUUCUGCAGCGACUGGCGCUGGCUGCGCGCUCCCAUCACAAUCCCCGUGAGCCUGGUGCGCUCCGACGGGCUCUUCUACCCUAGUGCCUUCUCCUUCACCUAUACCCCGGAAUACAGCGCGCGGCCGGGUCACACCGGCGUCCCCGAGCCCGCCACCGACGCCGACGCGCUUCUGGAGAGCAUCCAUCAGGAGUUCACGCGCACCAACUUCCACCUCUUCAUCCAGACUUAGGCGCGCCCGGGAAUCCCGGCUGCCCACCGCGGAGGGCUGUGCCCGAGCCAGGCGCGGGGACGUGUUUCUGGGAUCUAGGCCCUGCUUCCUUGCCCCUUUGCUGUAGAAGGGCAGCUGAAGGCUCACCCUAGAAAGCGGGCCUGGUGGCUCUUACCCGGCUUACUCCCUCCCUCGUCCUUACACAUACAGGAAGACACGACCUGA